CUUACCAGUUUUAGGACAAUAUCUUAUCAUUGUGAUAACCGAGGCCUCUCCAGUAGAGAGCAAACCUAAGAAUAGGCAUUUAGACUCCUCCCUCUUCCUGUAUUCACACUAGGGAAAGGAUACGGGGACAGUAUAUAAGGCCCAGCAUCCCCGGAUCUCGCCACACGACAACCUGUGUUCUACCAGACGUUAUACAAGAUGCUCAUUGAGAUAGUACUCACCCUUGUGGUCCUCCUUGCUGGAUUCCUCUGGCAUCUGAAGCGCCAUUUCAGCGUGUUCAAGCGUCUAGGAAUCCCUGGGCCGGAACCUUCAAUCAUCUCUGGCAAUCUGAUGGAAAUCAUGAAGAAAGGCCAGUUUCAAGCAACCGUUGACUGGAGUAAGAAAUACGGACGAAUCUUUGGUUACUUUGAGGGCUACACUCCUGUCAUGUCCGUUAGUGACCCUGACCUUCUCAAACAAAUUCUGGUGAAGGAUUUCAAGAACUUUCAAUGCCGUAAACAAUUCCCCCUGGCACCCCGGAAGAGUCUUGGGCUGUUCCUGGAGAACGGUCAGCAAUGGAAACGGAGUAGGAACCUGUUGACACCUGCAUUCAGCUCUGGGAAAAUGAAGCAGAUGUUUUCAAUCAUAACGGACACUGCUGACAUUCUGAUUGACAACUUGGAAAAGAAGGCAGCAUCCGGGGACUCCUUUGAUAUCUACAGUACCUUCCAAUGUCUGACCCUUGACGUCAUCGGCAGGUGCGCUUUCGGCCUCCGCACAGAUGCCCAGACCGACCCCAACGACCCUUUCCUCAACAACAUCAGGACUUUGUUCAACACUCUGUCCAAGACUCUCAUCCUCCCCUUAGUCAUGUUUCUUCCUUUCCUCUCUUACGUGGUGUUCUUCCUCAAGAACCUCGUGGUCAUCUUUGGUAUGAAUCCCGUAGUCUGGCUGCGCGAGCAGAUGAAGGAAGUCAUAACCAUCAGAAAAGAAAUGGGGGAAAACAGUAGCAUAGUGGACCUGGUCCAGAUGAUGUUGUUUCCCGAGAAGGCCCGAGGUAACGAGAAGGAUCCCCUGAAGAAGGCAAUGACUGACAGAGAGGUGGUGGCGCAGAGUAUGACCUUCCUUCUGGCGGGAUACGAAACCACCAGCACAGUAUUGGCUUUCUUCAGUCACAUACUCGCUGUACACCCGGACGUGCAUAAGAAACUCACCUCAGAGAUCGAAAAGAAAGUGGGACAGCGUGACAUCACAUAUGACUCCGUUCAGAACCUGAAUUACUUCGAUAAGGUGUUCGAUGAAGUCUGUCGCCUCUACCCAACUGCCUCAUUGAUUGUGACAAGAAGGGCAGCUGAAACGAAAACGUACAAUGGCGUCACCAUCCCUGCUGGUAUGAACAUCCAUGCCAACGUAUGGGCUCUCCACCAUGACGAGGAAUUCUGGGAAAGUCCGGAAACUUUUGACCCGGAAAGAUUCUCCAAUGAAAAGAAGAGUGCUGCAGCUGGAUAUACCUUCCUUCCCUUUGGGGCGGGGCCACGUGCUUGUAUUGGAAUGAGGUUCGCCAUCCUAGAAGCUAAGAUUACGAUGGCCAAAAUAUUACAAAAGUUUACCAUACAGAAAGCAGAAGACACAAAACUUAACCUUCAGUUAGAAGCCCGGGGUGCCAUUGUUCCUAAGGAGGAGGUGAAGGUCAAACUGAUGAGGAAGUCAUGUGACGCUGGAAACAGAAGACGCGGUUGAGGCUCAUGAUGAUCCUUUAAAUGACCAAAGAUGUAAUGAAAGUCAUGCCCACGUGACUUAUGCACUAAGCACUCUCAGAGGCCAGUCAGGGAGUCCCAUCUGGAAGGCCAGUCUCGACGCCCGUCCAAAGAAGUCCGUCUACAACAUCAGCCUUGGAAGGACCGUCCGACCUUGACCUGAGAGGAAACUGAAGUUUCACACCUAUAGUGCUAACGCUGCAUAAACAAGUAGAUCUGCUUUAAACAGAUCACGAACAUCUGAUCAAGACAGAACGUUUUUAUGUGCAGCAUGUAUACAUGUUAUGUAUAUAUGCAGCUUUAUGUAAAGUCUGAUCACUGGCAGGUGAAAGUCAGCGGUCAAUGAUGUGAAUGUCAUGUGUGUCAGCCAAGAACAGUUCCUACAUAUACUUAAUGCUAUACCUCAAUGUUUAUCUUUUAUGUUUGAUAUUAGCCUCGAUAAAAUAAAUAAAUAAUUUGUGUGUAUA
Messenger RNA from Haliotis rubra (blacklip abalone), 2203 nucleotides. RefSeq names its product cytochrome P450 3A11-like. The record is from RefSeq and is a predicted model, not a curated record. The transcript has 7 exons. Lineage: Eukaryota; Metazoa; Mollusca; Gastropoda; Lepetellida; Haliotidae. Bases 199 to 1719 code for a protein of 506 amino acids. Gene Ontology annotation, molecular function: oxidoreductase activity, acting on paired donors, with incorporation or reduction of molecular oxygen; heme binding; steroid hydroxylase activity.